This is a messenger RNA of Spirodela intermedia, 3760 nucleotides long. NCBI's taxonomy places the organism in Eukaryota, Viridiplantae, Streptophyta, Magnoliopsida, Alismatales, Araceae. The record is from the annotation of a GenBank genome assembly.
AUGGGGUGUACGUCGUCGAAGGUGGACAGCGAGGACAUCGUGCGGCGGUGCAGGGAGCGGCGCCGCCUGAUGAAGGAGGCAGUCCACUCCCGCCACCACUUCGCCGCCGCUCACUCCGACUACCUCCGUUCGCUCCGCCUCACCGGCUCCGCGCUCUCUGCCUUCGCCACAUUCCAGGCCCACCUUUCUGUCUCCCCUGACCUCGCCGGUCCCGUCCUCCUCUCCCGCCCGGAUCUUCUCCGCCAAUCCUCCCCUGCCGCCGCCGCUGCCGCCCCCGCCGCCGUCCACCAUUCCGAGGCACCGCCUCCUGCUCCGGCGCCGAAGUUCUCUGAGGUCCCACCGUCGCCGGCAUUCAACGGAUUCAAGCUUCCUCACAUCCUCUCAGAGUCCAGCCCGACCGCCACACCGGAGAUCUCCGAGAGGAGGAGCAGGAACAGUAAGCCGAAAACGUUCCGGAAGUAUCCUUACCUCCCGGAAAAUUCCACCUACGCCACUACCCCUUCCCAGGCCUCUUCCGCCUGGGACUGGGAGAAGUUCUAUCCGCCAUCGCCUCCCAGCUCCGAGUACUUCGAUCGGCACCUAAAAGAGGGGCAUCAGGAGUGCGAGGAAGGCAAUGAGGAUGUCAGCGAUGGUGGCUGGCUUCACCGCCAUCACUUGCCGAAGGAUCGGGUUCUCGACGACGACGACGAUGACGACGAGAGCGAUGACGGCCAUCAGCUCCAUUGCGGAGAGGAGCGGGAGGAGGUCCGUUGCAGUGGCUGGAGAGACCACUACAGCACCAGCAGCAGCUCCUCCGUCAAAUCCGCCGGGGCUAGCGAGCGCGGCGAUCUCAUGGACGAUGACGACGACGCAAGGUCGGAGGUCAUCUCCGCAACGCGAUCGGACUGUGGAUCUUCCAUGGACCACCACUGGCACUCUCGAUUGAAUCGUCACGCCGGACGAAGUCUGCCCUCGGAGUUCGCAUCCUCGUCGGCCACGGGAAUAUCGGGGAGGAAGGAGGCGACGGGGACGUCGACAACCACCUCCUCAGAUUGGCCUGAAUCGUCCGUCAGGCGGGGAGCAGCGUACGACGAUUCGGUGCUCAAGAUGGUGGUGCGCCACCGCGAUCUGAAGGAGAUCGUGGCAGCGAUCGAGGAAUACUUCGUCAAGGCAGCAGCAGCCGGGGAGGGCGUCUCCGAUAUGCUCGAGACCGGACGGGCGCAGUUCGAGCGCAACUUCCGGCAGCUGAGAAGUGAGUUGGUUUUCGGGUGGCUCAUCUCGUAACUUCGUUGAACAACAUGGCCAUUAAUCUCUGAUCAAUGCAGAUUUACUUCCGUUGUUAACCAUAUUGAUCACAUUCUCUCCAUUAACGCUCGAUCUUCUGCUUCCUCUCCUGCAGAGACUGUCUACCACUCCAACAGCGUCCUGAGCAACCUGUCAGCGAGCUUGACGUCGAGACCACCGCUAGCCAUACGGUACCGGCUCGAUGACGGCGCGCUGGAGGAUCCUCCCGGUGGCGGGGACGGCGGGAAAGCCAGCCACUGUUCCACCCUUGAGAGGCUUUUAACGUGGGAGAAGAAACUCUACAAGGAAGUAAAGGUACGCCUCCUUCGCUACUCUCAGUUUACUCUAUAUUACUUAGACUGUCCCCUUUCUCAAGGGGGGUUCUAUUGCCGUACCAAAAGGAAUUGAGGUCGUCUUCUUGUGUCUGGCAAGAAAUGGCCUGCCAUUAUUUAUUCGGUGGGAAGAAUUGCCGGCAGAGAAGUGGGUCUCUAUGAUAAUGGCUUAGAUUUCUGGAGCGCCUUCUUGGCGGAUGUUUGCCUGCUGGGAGCAUGGGACAAUGACACCUACUCUGGUGGCAUCGGAAGGAGAGUAGUAUGCACUGGCAAGUGGGAUGGAAUCCAGUUGGCUCCCACGGAGGAUCUCGUACAAUGAUCUGAUGACUGAUGGCAUGAAAAUAGCGAAUAAUUACUUCUCCUCUGUGAACAAAGUUAUGAUCGAUGUCAUUAUCUGCUCCUGUCCGCACCCAUCUCUUUUGACCCAGGGACAUGAGACGGGCCAUCCUUUGCAAUCUUUAUUCCCAAAGUCAAAAGACGAGUUUUGGAGGAAGUGUUUAGGAUUUUGUGCCUUUUCGUUCGCCGUAUGCAAGCAGACCCUGGGUGAGAAAGUCUCAGAGACGUCAGCUGGGAUAGUUCAGUUCCUUCCCAGCCCCAUCCUCUAGUUUUCCAAUCAGAAGAAGUAUUCCCAUAACUUAGUUUUUAUGCGAGGGGGCUUUCAUUCCUGAGCUGGUAAUGAAUGUUAAACUAUCUUACUUGAUGACUGAAGGAGGUAUGAAUGGAAGAGAGCUUUUAUGAAGGGAAACCAAUUUGUCAGAGAACCCACUUUUUUUCCCCCUGUUUUUGAAGAUCUGACCACCCAUUUACUCUAAUGAUUGAAUCUCUCCUCCCAUUUUGCACUUGAUUGGUAUAGUAACAUCCCUGCUCGUCCGAGUGAGAGCAUAACCCUUGCUGCCCUAUGAGUUAAGAGUUUUAUCGCCUCGACCAUGUUUGAUCAUCAUCAUCUUCUUCUUCUGAAUCGUUGCUCUGCAUCUGAGAUGGACGCUGCUGGUUCGUAAAUUCAUGGUGCGCUGGUGCCCCUUGACUUCAGGAUAGAGAGGGAGUAAGGAUAGAGCACGAGAGGAAGCUGUCCACGCUGCAGAGCCUGGAGCGCAGGGGGCGAUUGGACGAGAAGAUGGAGAAGGCCAAGGCCUCCAUCGCGAGGCUGCAGUCUCAGAUCAUCGUCACCUCCCAGGCCGUGUCAACAACCUCCUCCGCCAUUAUUAGGGUUCGCGACAACGAGCUCGCUCCCCAGCUUCUCCGGCUCUGCUGCGGGUACACCCACUAACCCACCCACCCACCCAUCUCUUCUUCUGAAUUCUCUCUCCCUCUCUCGCCACUAUAAGAGGGUUAGUUCUGAGAGGUGUUUUUGUUCGUGGUGGGGUAGCUUCACGAGCAUGUGGAGGUCGAUGUAUCAGUGGCACGAGGUGCAGAACCAGAUCGUACAGCAGGUGAGGGGGCUUGUGAACCAUUCCGCCGCAGUGGAGUCCACCUCGGACCUGCUCCGGCAGGCAACGAGGGACCUCGAGUCCGCCGUCUCCGGCUGGCACUCCAGCUUCGCCCGCCUCGUCAAGCACCAGCGGGACUACGUCCGCUCCCUCCACGGCUGGCUGAAGCUCACCCAACUACAGCUUUCUGCCACCGCCGCCGCCACCGCCACCGCCGAGAAGGACCAGUGCCACUACUCGUCGCUGGUGUCCGCCGAGCUCUGCGCAUUCUGCGAGGAGUGGAAGCAGGCGCUGGAGCGGCUGCCGGACGCGGUGGCCGGCGAGGCCAUCAAGAGCUUCGCGUGCGUGGUGCGCACCAUCUACCUGAAGCAGAGCGAGGAGGUGAAGAUCCGGAAGCGCGCAGAGGGCUUCUCCAAGGAACUGGAGAAGAAGAGCCUCUCCCUGCGAGGGAUCGAGAAGAAGUACUACCAGUCCUACUCCAUGGUCGGCAUCGGCGUCCUCCACGACGCCUCGCUGGACGGGAGGGGCGACCCGCUGGCGGAUAAACGGGCGGAGAUCGCGGCGUGCCGGCGGAGGGUGGAGGAGGAGACGGGCCGGCACCUGAACGCCGUCAAGGUGACCCGCGAGAUGACCCUCAACAGCAUCCAGACGGGCCUCCCGGGGGUCUUCCAGGCUAUGGCCGCCUUCUCGGGCCUCCUCGCCGACGCCCUCGAAGGGGUCUGCCGCCGCCCUCACUGA